This is a messenger RNA of Paramecium sonneborni, 198 nucleotides long. The record is from the annotation of a GenBank genome assembly. Lineage: Eukaryota; Ciliophora; Oligohymenophorea; Peniculida; Parameciidae.
AUGAAAUUGACUAAUAACAAUACUUUUUAUGGAAAAUUUAGCGAAACUAAUUAACUUAGCUCCAGUAUCCAAUACUAAUCAAAUCCAUAAUUAUCUUUACAAGAACAGAAAGAUUCUAAUAUCAUCAUGUUCCUUAAAUUUUAUCACUUAAAUAUCUUUGUCUAACAACACAAAAAUUAAACUGGCUACCUUAAUUGA